AUGGCUGAAAAAUAUAUUGAGCGUAAGUAUGUUGCUCUCAUAUAUAAGUUUCAAACUUUUGAUGAAUGUAAGUUUAAUUAAAGUAUCAGACAAUUUGACUUAUAUGUAUCAUUUAUAGACCCAUAGCGAGGGGAAUUCGGCGUAAUAUUUCCCAAAGUAAUGAUAUUAAAUCAAAUCUUCUGUACAAAAAUAACGAAAUUACAAACAACAGCUCGCGAACGCCAUAUUGUUUCAGAGAGUGGUGUCCACGCGUCACGCGUAAGCGUGGGAUACUAUAAUACCCCACGGUGGAUCUGCCGUGGGAUAUUAUAGUAUCUCACGCUGCAUUGCGAUAUCCUUAAUUUGAGUGAAAUACCGUAAAAAAUCACAUUAUCACGUGGUACAAAUGCUGUUUUUUCAUUGGAGAAUUUGAAUUUGAGAUAUAAUAUUAAUAUAAGUCCAUCGGGCGCAGAGGCAGCGGAUUACCUCGAAAGUGAGAGGGAGGGGACUGGCACUGACCAGAAAGGGCACUUGAGUCAGCAAACAUUCUAAAUAUCUUAAAUGUGUCCUUAAAAGGUCUAGAGGUUGGGAUGCAUGCAAUAAAGAGCCUUGCAUGUUAUCCCCGAACCAAAGGCGCGGAGCGCCGUUACGGGAGUAAGCCCGGGUUUGAGGGCCCUAAUUCCGCCCGGCUAUUUAUACCCGGGGAAAGGAACGCACUAGCGAAGUCUAAAGUUCAUUAAUAAUCGCGGGCGCAUGGCUAUGGUUCACUGUGGUCAUCCUCACUGAUCUUAAAAUAUGUAACGGACUGUCGUGAAUAGCGAACACUGAUUGGUCAAAUUUGAAAUGUGUAUUGUAACAACUGCAUGACGAUAGCGAAAUAACAAACAUUUCUUGCAAAUAUAUUGUAUUUUUGCAAGAUUUUGUAAAUUUCAAAACCUUUUUGAAAAAAGAAAACCCAAAAACGUCUAAAAAAGGGAGCAAAGACGCUAACGUUAAUGAAGGUAAGGUUACGUUGUUUGUAUUGUUUGCUUUGACAUGAAAGACUAACUGACCAAUCAUAUGUCAACAACCAAUACGUAGGCCAAAGGUCAUUGUGAUAAGGGCUUUCACAAAUAUCCAAACGAAGAGCAAUAUCUUGUUACCGAGAAAGAAAAUUUCCAUCAGUGACUUGUCUGGUGCAUUGUAUGGGUACAAUUGAAAAAUCGCGCUGCAUUGUCGAAUCGCGUCCAGUGAGUCUCGGUCUUUAGUAUGCCAUUUAAGAUUAUCGUCAAUCCACAAUCCAAGCGAUUUAAAUGAGGAAAAUUUGCCCUAAUUUUUGGGAUAAGAACAUGUUGUAUGUAGAAGACCGAGUAUUAUGGUUAUGUACCUGGGUAAGUGAUUAUCUUGGUUGAAAUUAAUUUCGGAAGAAAAAAGAGUGACAACAAUUUUCCGAAUCGAUCUGUUAUAAAGGACUAUAAGAUUGGAUUGAUAUAUGUGUUUGUUGUAUACUUGACGUUGCAUUGGUCUAAAUUAAAGACGGGACGACAAUUUUUGAAUAAUGUCACUGAUGAUAUGUAUUUUUUAACAAUUUUUUUUUACUAUUUUGUUUGUGAACUGAACAUGUUGUCAAAUAAACUACCGUUUAUCUUUAAAAAUGUUCACAGCGUAUUAAAAUUGUUUAGUUAUUGUGCUUUGGCACUUGAGACCAACCAGUCGUCAACUUCAAUUUCUGUAGUCAGCGCAAACUUUAGUUCGCUGUUUUGUAUCUCGUGUAAUAUAUAGUUUUAACUGCACACGUUAAAAUGUUUCAUUGUCCACGCCAUUUUGAAAAGCGCGCUUUAAGGCAUUUUAAAAAUUUUCCGUACCGGAUUGUCUGAUCCUGCACGUGUAGUGACCAAUCAAAUUGCGUAUUUGAUUGAUUAUUUAUUAUAUAAAGUAGCUAUCUUGCUGUUCAUGUAUAUAGAGCAACAAAAUGUCGAUGUUUCAGUUUCGAUCAUACUUGUCUAAUAUAGCGUUGGAUUUUUUCGUAUUUGAAGAAUAUGGUAUUUUCAGCUUACAAUUGAAUCAAGUAGAAUUCCUAAAUUUGUUUAAUACUUCUCUUGUUCGAUUUAACAAUUGUUAAUAAAUAGAGAAAUCACAUAAUUUGGAGUUCCUUGAGGAGGAUUAAACAGACAAAUUUGUUUUUAUCAGACAGUUUAGUAGGUUUCAAUCAAUCGUAUAUUUUCCACAUAUUUUGGUUUACCAUCACAGACUUCUAAAUCAACAAGGCUUGUAUCGCAAAAAAUUUAGUGUCAUAUGCAAAUAUAUAUUAUAAGAUAAGGAAACUAUCUGUCUUCCACUAAAUUCUUGCUUGUAUAUUAAUAUUAUUUUUGUCAUUGGUAAUAAUAAAGCUUCUUCUUCUUCUUCUUUAUGCAUAAUACAUAACUUAAUUCGCUUGCAGAGGUAUUCUGUCUUUAAGAGCCCUCUAGUUUAGUAAUACUUCAGUCGCCGCGGAACCUUACCAACUGGAAGCUUUAGGAAACACGCAAUACUAUUGUGUCAAAUUUUGUGGACGCGUACAUCAGUUGAGAUAGUUAAUAUACUAUGAUUUAGGUAAGGGACCGGUCAUUAUUUAUGGUGGGUGGCACCGAAGAGAAAAGGGUUGGGUAAACAAAAUUUUGAGUGAGUAAAAGGUUGGGUAAAUGAAAAAUAAAACAACUCAAGGGUUGGGUAAUAAAAGUUUAAUGUCAUUUCCAAAGCAUGACUCACUCAAAUAUUGGAGACUAAAAAGCAAUGUCAACAGUCAUAUGUCAAUUCAAUAUGUAAAUCAAUCAGAGUCAAUAUCUUGAUCAUUUUCCGAUUUGUUGGGAUCGAGACAAAUGGUGUCUCCAAAGAAAGUACAUGUGCAGACAAGAUGCAACUUUAGACUGCAGAAAAUUUCACAAGCCGUUAUCAAACUCAUGUCACAGAAGUGGUAAAGGACAUGUGUGACAACUGAAUGGUAUUCGUUUGUAAAGUUUUUGGCCAGGGGUGGGUAUUUAUUUUUUAAUAGAUAUUUGAGGUUAGGUAAUCAAAUUCUUGACAUUUUAAUGGAUGGGUGAGCAAAAUUUUUUCCACGAAAAACAUUUCUCUUCGGUGCCACUCCCCACCAUAAAUAAUGAACGGUCCCUAACAGGCUAACUAAAAUAGUCUUCAAACACUCAUUAAUAAUUCAUUAAGCUUAUUGGCAAAUCAUGUCAACCAUAAUAUGUCACGUGCAGUGGCUUUAAACCUGAUAAAACACUCCUAAUUAGUAUAUUCUUUAUAUAAAGAAUACUAAUAAGGCAGUAUCUAUUGUAGUCGUGUCCUCAUUAGUAUUCUUUAUAUAAAGAAUACUAAUAAGGCAGUAUAUCUAUUUAAUUUGUAGUCGUGUUUGAAGCCGUUUAAUAAACUCGCAGGUCGUGUUUUCAACCUAAUAAAACACUCCUGCUCGUUUAUUAAACAGUACUUAGAAGACUAGCCUAGUUAGUUAACUAGUUAGUUAGCAUAAAUUAUAUGAGCUAAUUACACAUUCAGUUUACUCUGCUGAUAAAAAGUAUAAUAGUUAAUGAGAUAAAGAUUAUGCUUCCCUGGAAAUUCGCGAUCAAAUAAAACGCCUAUAUAUGCAGAAUGGACUUGAUCACCAUGGUCAUAGAAUAAGAGAAGACAAUUCUUCAAAACAAACAAUUUUUAAUCAAUUGCACAUUUCUUAAUUAUAUAGAGCCACGCCCUCGUCCCAUACCACCGCCAAGAAAUCGGAAUGACGUCCCACCUGAUAAUAGCUCACCUAACAAUGGCCCAUCUGAAAAUAACCCACCUGAUGAUGAAUUGUAUACAGAGGUAGAUAACUAUGAAAGACUUGAAGCCACAGGCCAUUCCUCUGAAAAUGGUCGUUCUGACCAAUCAUUUCAACCUGAUCAAUCUACAUACUUCAACCGCCUCGCGCAGUCUCAUUCUCGACCAGUAUUCCAAUCUGAGCAAUCAGACUCCCACCACCCUCAUUCUCACCAGGCAUUCCAGUAUGGUAAAGGUACUGUACAUAAGAACAAUCCCUCUCAAUCUGAAUACGCCACCCCUCCCGACGAUGAAGAAAGUAUCCAUGAUAAUGAAAAUGUUGGAAGCAAUGAAGGACAAAGUUCAUCUGAAAAUGUCUAUGAAUACAUGGACCUAGAGACACGCGACGUGCGAAACACUUACGACUACAUGUUCAGUUGCGAAUACAAAAGAACGGUGUCAAAUG
Molecule: messenger RNA, 4195 nt
Organism: Paramuricea clavata
Lineage: Eukaryota; Metazoa; Cnidaria; Anthozoa; Malacalcyonacea; Plexauridae
Source: the annotation of a GenBank genome assembly